This is a messenger RNA of Penicillium maclennaniae, 702 nucleotides long. Its product is annotated as eukaryotic translation initiation factor 4E. The record is from RefSeq and is a predicted model, not a curated record. Gene Ontology annotation, cellular component: cytoplasm; eukaryotic translation initiation factor 4F complex. Gene Ontology annotation, biological process: translational initiation. Gene Ontology annotation, molecular function: translation initiation factor activity; RNA 7-methylguanosine cap binding. NCBI's taxonomy places the organism in Eukaryota, Fungi, Ascomycota, Eurotiomycetes, Eurotiales, Aspergillaceae. The coding region runs from base 1 to 702 and encodes 233 amino acids. The transcript is spliced from 3 exons.
AUGGCGGCUGUGGCAGAGAACGGUCACCCUGUGACUGAUGAGAACACCGCGCCCGCCUCCGACGAGGCUGUCACCGUCUUCCACAACCCCGAGAACUUCAAUGUGAAGCACCCGCUCAUGCACGAGUGGACACUGUGGUUCACCAAGCCCCCCAGCGGAAAGGGUGACAACUGGAAUGAUCUCCUCAAGGAAGUGGUGACUUUCAGCUCCGUCGAAGAAUUCUGGGGCAUCUACAACAACAUCACACCCACCUCCGAACUGGGCCUCAAAGCCGACUAUCACCUCUUCAAGAAGGGCGUACGACCAGAGUGGGAGGACCCUCAAAACAAGCACGGCGGCAAAUGGUCGUACCAAUUCAAGGACAAGCGCUCCGUCCCGAUCGACGACCUCUGGCUGCACGCACAACUCGCCGCCAUCGGAGAGACGCUCGAGACCGACGAUGACAACGAAGUCAUGGGUGUUGUGGUGAACGUGCGCAAGGGCUUCUACCGUGUGGGCCUGUGGACACGUACUGUGGGCAAGAGCAUCCCAGGCGACAAGAACACUCGCACACCGGCGCAGGGCAAGGAAAUCUUGGAGGCAAUUGGCGCGCGAUUCAAGGAAGUGCUCCGACUCAACGAGGCGGACGUGGUGGAGUUCUCGGGCCACACAGACAGCGCACACAGCGGCAGCACUCGCGCCAAGGCCAAGUACACCGUCUAG